Symbiodinium sp. CCMP2456 is the source of this 1680-nucleotide messenger RNA. The record is from the annotation of a GenBank genome assembly. Lineage: Eukaryota; Dinophyceae; Suessiales; Symbiodiniaceae.
AUGUCUGCAGAGGAUUCUGUUGAUACCCAGGCAUCCCAAUGGGCCAAGGAGGCCGAAGACGUGGCUGCUGCCAUGGCCCUGACAACAGCCCCGACCCUGAGCCUCGAUGCCUAUGCUGCCACGCAAGUAGUCAGCUCGCCUCCUCCUUCGAACCCCGAGCCAACCUCAACACCUUCGGCAACACCUUCAGAGUCUUCGGACACGAGCCCUCAGAAAUCCUUGGAAGCCGACAAGCAGCACACGAGCCCUGAGAAAUCCUUGGAAGCCGAGAAGCAGCCUGGGAAAGCUCCGGAUCAAGAUGUGAAGCUCACGGACUCUUCCAUGAUGGAGGCGAGGACCAACUAUGCCGAGCACCACGGCCUCCCGAUCGAGCAGGUCUCCGAGGAAAUGGUGAAGGGGCAUGAGAAGGGCCAGGUGUUUUGGGCUACGCUUAAGACAAAUCUCACGGCCAGAGGUGCGGCCGGACAGGCCUUGCAACGGGCAUUAAAACAUCGCCCGGACGUUCGGGAGUUGUACAAUGUCCUCUUGGAUGCCGAAAAGAUCGCCUUCCGAGCCGCCUGGAGCUGUUCGCGAGACUUCGAGUUUGUGACUGUUCGCAGGACAACAACAAACAGCUACAGACGCCGCAAAGAAGACCUCGGGGUUUUCAAAACCCAGCUACAGCUGGAACAGGUCCUGGGCGGAUCGGACAAGCCCGAAGCGGUUCUUCAGGCGAAGAACUACGCCGACACGUUCCUGUGGGUCGAGAGCCUGGUGUCCUCGUCUUCCGAAACGGCUUGGGUGAACGAGGUGACGGUGGAGCAGGACAGCCCCAUCGCGGGUAGCUGGAGUGAGAAGGCUGAGUUUUGCAGAGCGGCCCGAGUGUUUGCUGUAGAGCAGAAGAUUCAGGUGAAGGACGUGACGACGGCCAUGCUUGACAAGACGGCCCUCGGCAUCCGUGGAUACGCAAAACUCUACGAUUCAACCCCGGCCGCCUUCCCCCAGCCCGGCGGCGAUGGCUCCGCAGGCAAGCAGACAUCGCCGGAGAAGCCAGCACCUGCACCGGGUGCUGCAAAAGCCAAGGCUAAGGGCAAAGCUAAGGCUAGCAAAGGCACCGAUGAUCCUAUGGGUUUGACCGAUGCUGGCAAGGCAGCCACAGCUGCCACUGAUGAGCAAGAUGGUGCAAAUCCUGGAGAUGAUCAGCCGGCUUCUAAGAAGCCAAAGAAAGGUGGUGGCAACCCCACCGGCAAGAAGGAGCGGGAAGUGAAAGACUUCUUAGCCCUCGAGGCCGAAAGCGACAACGUGAUGUCGAAGAUCGCAGCCUCUAUGGGUGCCGACCCGUCUGCUUGGACUUGGGCGAAGGAUUUCGCCCAGCAGUACCGCACUUUGAGAACGGAGAUCGUUGCUAUGUACGCCGAUGUCGAGUUUUUUAGUCAAGCCAAGGUCGCGGCACUGAGUGCCAAAGAAACGGCAAAGCUAAAGAAAAUGUACGGGAUGGACUACCACAGCAAACUGUGCCAAUUCUGUUUGCAACUCGGUCCGAAGAUCUCCUCGAUGAGUGAGGUGACAAGCAAGAUCAAGUCUAUGUCCGAUGCUAUGGCUGUGGUUGCGGCUGGCACCCCUUCCAAGUCUACAUCUUCAAAGACCUCGAAGAAGGGCCCGAAAAGACAGGCCUCAACGGCAUCCCUGCCGUCCGUGUGA